GAACCGGAGGCAGCGGCAGCGGCGAGAGCUCUGGCGGCCGCCGCCGCCUCCUCGCGAGCGCCGCGCGCCCAGGCCCGGCUCGCAUGCGAGUCACGUCCGCCCCCUCGGCGCGGCCGCCCCGAGACGCCGGCCCCGCCGAGUGAUGAGAACAGACGUCAAACUGCCUUAUGAAUAUUGAUGCGGAGGCUAGGCUGCUUUCGUAGAGAAGCAGAAGGAAGCAAGAUGGCUGCCCUUUAGGAUUUGUUAGAAAGGAGACCUGACUGCAACUGCUGGAUUGCUGCAAGGCUGAGGGACGAGAACGAGGCUGGCAAACAUUCAGCAGCAGACCCUCUCAAGAUUAUCAACUUGCCCUUGCUCCUGUUGAGUUGCCACUCGUGGAAACAGGAGAUGGGCUCAGCAGUAGUCAACAGGACAUGAUCCAGGAGGAGCAGUGAGGGAUAGAACUGCUGAAUUCAUUCAAAGGGCAGCCUUGUGGAUGGCCCCGAAGCAAGCCUGAUGGAACAGGAUAGAAUCAACCAUGCUGACGGCAACAGUCUAAGUCCAUUCCUGAUUCCAUCACCUUCUCCCAUCUGCCAGACAGACCCUCUGGCCAUAAAGCUCCAGAAUGGAAGCCCACUUACAGAGAAACCUCAUCCAGAGGUAAAUGGAGACACCAAGUGGCAGUCUUUCAACAGUUAUGGAAUACCCCAUAUGAAAGGUAGCCAGAGUACUUGCCGAAGUCCAGACUUAAUGCCAGAAGACAGAGGGUAUUCCAAGCACUUGCAAAAUGGAGGAAUAAAACGCACAGUUAGUGAACCAUCUCUCUCUGGGCUCCAUCAGAACAAGAAGUUGAAACUAGACCAAAAAGCUAAGGGAGAAAAAAAUGACUUCGGGGAAAGCCAAGAAAGAAAUCCAGGUGAAAGCAGCAGUCAACCAAACGUCUCCGCUUUGAGUGGUAGGAGAGAAUCUGGAAGCUCCAUAACCCAAGAAAACGCAGUUCAAGAUUUCACCAGUUUUUCAGCUCAUAACUGCAAUGGGUCUGAAAAUCCAGAGCUUCAGAUUCUAAAUGAGCAGAAGGAGAAAAAUGCUAACAACUACCAAUUACUUCUUAAAAACAAGGCAGUGCUAAUGCCUAAUGGUGCUACAGUUUCUGCCUCUUCCAUGGAAAACACACACGGUGAACUCCUGGAAAAAACACUGUCUCAAUAUUAUCCAGAUUGUGUUUCCAUUGCGGUGCAGAAAACCACAUCUCACAUAAAUGCCAUUAAUAGUCAGGCUACUAAUGAGUUGUCUUGUGAAAUCACUCACCCAUCACAUACCUCAGGGCAGAUCAAUUCCCCACAGGCCUCUAGUUCCGAGCUGCCUCCAGAGCCGGCUGCUGUGGUGACUGAGGCCUGUGAUGCUGAUAAUGCCAGUAAGCCGAUUGCAGUGCUAGGUACCUGUCCUUUCCAGAAACCAGAACAACUACAACAACAAAAGUCACCUUUUGAGAUAUGCCCAUCAUCUGCAGAAAACGGUAACAUCCAAGGAAACAUGAAGGUAGUGUCUGGUGAAGAGUUCUGUCCAGGUCCCAGCAGCAAUAUGCAAGCUCCUAGUGGCAGCUCUGAACAGUAUUUAAAGCAAAAUGAAAUGAAUGGUGCUUACUUCAAGCAAAACUCAGUGUUCACUAAGGAUUCCUUCUCUGCCACUACCACACCACCACCAUCACAAUUGCUUCUUUCUCCCCCUCCUUCUCUCUCUCCUGCUGUUCCUCAGCUUCCUUCCGAAGGAAAGAGAACUCUGCACAAUGGAGUUUUGGAAGAAAACCAUCACUACCCCAACCAGAGUAACAUAACUCUUUUAAGGGAUGUGAAAAUGGAGGGUCAACCUGAGGCACCAACAUCCCAGAGUCCUAAUCCAUCUAUCCGUGUAUCUACCCCAUCUCUGAUGCUUCCAGAAGGGCCUCAGAAUAAUUGUGUUACUAAGAAUGGCUUACUGAUACCAGGGACAAUGACUGUCCCAUUGUGUCCUGAGAAAACAAGACCAACAUCAGAACAUCUCAAGCAUCAUACACCAAUUCUUGGUAGCAGUGGGGAUUUACAGGAUCACUGCCAUCAGUUGAUGGGACACAAAGAGCAAGAGAUUCUGAAGGAUCGGGACAAGGAACAUACACAAGACCUUGUGCUCCCAACACAGCACUACCUGAAACCAGGAUGGAUUGAAUUGAAGUCCCCUCAUUUUCACCAAGGAGAAUCCCAUCAAAAAUGUAAUGAGGCAUCACUGCAGUCCAUUCUUCAGUAUCAGUCCAAACCUUCUAAUCAAAUGACCUCCAAACAAUACACUGGAAAUUCCAACACACCUGCAGGGCUCUCAAGGCAAGCUUACAUCCAGAAAAUAAUGCAGCCAGAGCAGAAGUCACAAAUGUACCAAGUUGAGAUGAAUCAAGGGCAGUCUCAAGGUAUGGUGGACCAACAUCUCCAGUUCCAAAAACUCUCACACCAGGUGCAUGUCUCUAAGACAGACCCUUUACCUGAAGCUCAUGUGCAGGCACCUUGUGCCUCUAGAUUUCAUUUUCCACAAAGGGCAGAUACCCAAACAGAGAAAUUCAUGUCCCCAUUGUUAAAACAGCCCUUGAAUCAACAGGCCUCAGAGACUGAGCCAUUUUCAAACUCACACCUUUUGCAACAUAAGCCUCAUAAACAGGCAGCACAAACACAACCGUCCCAGAAUUCACAGUUUCCUCAAAACCAGCAGCAGCAAAAGUUACAAAUGAAGAAUAAAGAACAAAUGUCUCAGACAUUGUCUCAUCCCCAAGGUCACAGUGAUCAGGAAAGAGAAGGAACAUUCUUUCGCCAGAUUAAAAUGGAAGAAUGCUAUAGUAGUGAAAAUCAGUAUUCAAAAUCAAGUGAGUUCCAAACUCAGAAUGCUCAAGUGGGAUUAGAGCAAGUACAGAAUACAAGUAAUAGAAAUUCUCCUUAUGGCCAGAUCUUAAAAUCAAGUGCAAGCAAAGUGCAUAUUUCCUGUUCAAACAAUACACACCUAAUUCCAGAGAAUAAAGAACAAGCUGUACGUGCUGAACUCUUUACAGUAAACAAGACCCCAAACUUGCAUCACAUGCAGUAUUUUCCAAAUAAUGUGACCCCAAAACAAGAUAUUCUUCACAGGUGCUUUCAAGAACAAGAGCAGAAGUCUCAACAGGCUUCAGUUCUACAGGGAUAUAAAAACAGAAACCAAGAUAUAUCUGGACAACAAACCGUACAACUAGCUCAGCAAAGGUACUUGAUGCAAAACCAAGCAAAGACUUUCCCGGUGCCCGACCAGGGAGGAAGUCACCUUCAGACUCCUCCCCAGAAGGACAUUCAGAAGCAUGCUGCACUAAGGUGGCACCUCUUACACAAGCAAGAACAGCAGCAAGCACAGCAAAACCAACCUGAGUCGUGCCAUAAUCAGGUACACAGGCCAAUUAAGAUUGAACCUGGAUCCAAGCCCCAUGCCUGUAUGCGUCCCAUGUCAGCACAGCAAGAAAACAAAACAUGGAAAAAAAUAACUAAGCAAGAGAUUACAUCUCCAAGCUGUGACAAUGUGCAACAGAAGAGCAUCAUUGAGACCAUGGAGCAGCAUCUGAAGCAGUUUCAGGUCAAAUCAUUAUUUGACCAUAAGGCUCUUACUCUCAAAUCACAGAAACAAAUAAAAGUUGAAAUGUCAGGGCCAGUCACAGUUUUAACUAGGCAAAUCACUGCUACCGAUCUCGAUAACCAUACCCCAGGUUUAGAGCAGCAUGCAACUUCAGAAAAGACACCAACUAAAAGAACAGGUGGUUCUCUUCUUGGUACUUUUAUAGAGUCACCUUCCAAAUUACUAGAUACUCCUGUAAAAAAUUUAUUGGAUACACCUGUCAAGACUCAAUAUGAUUUCCCAUCAUGCAGAUGUGUAGAGCAAAUUAUUGAAAAAGAUGAAGGUCCUUUUUAUACCCAUCUAGGAGCAGGUCCUAAUGUGGCAGCUAUUAGAGAAAUCAUGGAAGAAAGGUAUGGAGAGAAGGGUAAAGCUAUUAGGAUUGAAAGAGUCAUCUAUACUGGUAAAGAAGGCAAAAGUUCUCAGGGAUGUCCUAUUGCCAAAUGGGUGAUUCGCAGAAGCUGCCUUGAGGAGAAGCUCCUGUGUUUGGUGCGUGAGCGAGCUGGCCACACCUGUGAGGCUGCAGUAAUUGUGAUUCUCAUCCUGGUGUGGGAAGCAAUCCCACUGUCUCUGGCUGACACACUCUACGUGGAGCUAGCCAAGACGCUGAGGAAAUACGGCACAUUCACUAAUCGUCGGUGUGCCCUCAAUGAGGAGAGAACCUGUGCCUGUCAGGGGCUAAAUCCAAAGACCUGUGGUGCCUCCUUUUCUUUUGGUUGUUCGUGGAGCAUGUAUUAUAACGGAUGUAAGUUUGCGAGAAGCAAGAUUCCAAGGAAAUUCAAGCUACUUGGGGAUGAUCCAAAAGAGGAAGAGAAACUUGAGGCUUAUUUUCAAAACCUGUCUACUCUUAUCGCACCAAUAUACAAGAAACUUGCACCGGAUGCGUAUAAUAAUCAGAUCGAAUAUGAACACAGAGCUCCAGAGUGCCGUCUGGGUCUGAAGGAAGGCCGUCCAUUCUCAGGGGUCACCGCAUGUUUGGACUUCUGUGCUCAUGCCCAUAGAGAUUUGCACAACAUGCAGAAUGGCAGCACAGUGGUCUGCACCCUCACUAGAGAAGACAAUCGAGAACUUGGAGGACACCCUGAGGAUGAACAGCUCCACGUGUUGCCUUUAUAUAAAAUCUCCGACGUAGACGAGUUUGGGAAUGUAGAAGGUCAGGAGGAGAAGAAACGAUGUGGUGCCAUUCAGGUACUGAGUUCUUUUCGGCGCAAAGUCAGGAUGUUAGCAGAGCCAGUUAAGACAUGCCGACAAAGGAAACUGGAAGCAAAGAAAGCUGCUGCUGAAAAGCUUUCCUCUCUGGAGAAUAGCUCAAAUAAGAGUGAAAAGGAUAAGGUGGCCUCAUCACGUACGAAACACACAGAAGGUGCAAACCAGGCCAAACAGUUGACAGAACUUUUGCGACUUUCAGGACCAGUCAUGCAGCAGUCCCAGCAGCCCCAACCCCAGCCACAGCAGCGACCCCAGCAGCCCCAGCACACUCAUCAGCAGCCACAGCAGCCCCACCACACCUUAACUAAUCACCCUCAGUCAGAGUCCGUCAGCUCUUACUCUUCAUCCGGACCCACUGGUCUAUACAUGAGACGGCCCAAUCCCAUCAGUCCUUAUCCAAGCUCUUCACACACUUCAGAGAUUUAUGGAGGCACCAACCCUAUGAACCUCUAUUCCACCUCAUCCCAAGCUGCAGGUUCAUAUUUGAGUUCUUCUAAUCCCAUGAAUCCCUACCCUGGACUCUUAAAUCAGAAUAACCAAUAUCCAUCCUAUCAGUGCAAUGGAAAUGUGUCAAUGGACAACUGCUCCCCUUAUCUGGGUUCUUAUUCUUCCCAGUCUCAGCCCAUGGAUCUAUAUAGAUAUCCAAGCCAAGACCACCUCUCUAAGCUAAAUCUACCACCCAUCCAUACACUUUACCAGCAGAGGUUUGGAAAUAGCCAGAGUUUUACCUGUAAGUACUUAGGUUAUGGAAACCAAAAUAUGCAGGGAGAUACCUUCAGCAGUUGCACCAUUAGACCAAAUAUACACCCCGUAGGGUCAUUUCCUCCUUAUUCCACUCAUGAGAUGGAGGGCCACUUCAUGGGUGCUGCCUCUAGAUUACCACCCAAUCUGAGCAAUCCAAACAUAGACUGUAAAAGUGGUGAACAUCAUCCACCUUCUCACAUAAUCCAUAACUGCAGUGCAGCUUCAGACAUGAUCAACAGCUCUCUUCAUGCCCUGAAUCUCCAAAACAAAGAGAAUGACAUACUUUCCCACACAGCUAAUGGUCUAGCUAAGAUGCUUCCAGGGCUUAACCAUGAUAGAACUGCUUCUGUCCAAGGUGUGUUACACAAAUUAAGUGAUGCGAACAGUCAGGAGAAGGAGCCUGCCACACCAGUCCAGGGUGUGGCUUCUACUGCAGAGGAAGACGAUGAUGUCUGGUCGGACAGUGAGCAGUGCUUUCUGGAUCCUGACAUUGGGGGAGUGGCUGUGGCUCCAACUCAUGGGUCAAUUCUCAUCGAGUGUGCAAAGCGCGAGCUUCAUGCCACAACCCCCUUAAAGAAUCCCAAUAGGAUUCGCCCCACCAGGAUCUCCCUUGUCUUUUACCAGCACAAGAGCAUGAAUGAGCCCAAACAUGGAUUGGCUCUCUGGGAGGCCAAAAUGGCAGAAAAAGCCCGUGAGAAAGAAGAAGAGUGUGAAAAGUAUGGCCCAGACUAUGUGCCUCAGAAAACCCAUGGCAAAAAAGUGAAACGGGAGCCCACUGAACCGCAUGAGCCUUCCGAGCCCACUUACCUGCGCUUCAUCAAGUCCCUUGCUGAAAAGACCACAUCUGGGACCACAGACUCCACAGUAACUACAUCUCCAUAUGCCUUCACUCGGGUCACAGGGCCUUACAACAGAUACAUAUGAUGUCCUUUUUGUUGGUAACCUCGUUUGAAUAGACCACAACCACAGUUUGUCAGUAGCUUAGCUCUCGUGACAUGGGCAGUGGGGAAAAGUUGCAGUAUUCAUGACAAAUGCGGUGGGGAAAACCUCCACUCACCAGCCAAAAAAAAAAAACAAAACAAAACAAAACAAAACAAAA
Sciurus carolinensis (gray squirrel) is the source of this 6682-nucleotide messenger RNA. RefSeq names its product tet methylcytosine dioxygenase 2 (gene Tet2). Bases 496 to 6507 code for a protein of 2003 amino acids. Gene Ontology annotation, molecular function: DNA 5-methylcytosine dioxygenase activity. The transcript has 11 exons. The record is from RefSeq and is a predicted model, not a curated record. Gene Ontology annotation, biological process: myeloid cell differentiation; oxidative demethylation; positive regulation of transcription by RNA polymerase II. NCBI's taxonomy places the organism in Eukaryota, Metazoa, Chordata, Mammalia, Rodentia, Sciuridae. Gene Ontology annotation, cellular component: nucleus.